Molecule: messenger RNA, 13528 nt
Organism: Xyrichtys novacula (pearly razorfish)
Lineage: Eukaryota; Metazoa; Chordata; Actinopteri; Labriformes; Labridae
Source: the annotation of a GenBank genome assembly
GGUGGCUAACCCUCGCAUUUUUACCCCGUCGCCGCCAUUUUGCAUCAGUCAAGUGAAGCUGCGGCGGUCAACGCUCCGGGACAGUUGUUUUUCCCUACAAUUUUUAAGUCUUUUAAACCGGAAACUGGUAAUUAACACCUAAUACACUGUUUACAUCACAUAUUCGUUCUCACGCUUAUAAUGUCGACUUACCAUAGCUUGAAUACGUAGGUUAUUACGAAGCGAACAACCGUCUGUACUACGUUAAAGCUUAGCUAACGAUAAAGCCGCGAGGUAUCAGUGGAGGAGGUAGGCCUCUACUGUGUAGCUUUAGCAAAGGAAGCCUCGACUCAUUUAACAUUAUCUGAUGUUUGAUACGACAAUUUCAACGAUAAAGCACUGACAUUGAUAUUAAAGGCACACAAUUCCCGACUAUUAUAUAAACUUAACGACCAUUGUGUUGUCGUGUUUAGAUCUCGUAUCGUAACGUUCAGCGGUGUCUCAUUAGUCCUCUGCCGCCAUUGUUGGGCAACUUUGUGUUAUUCAAGAGUAAGUAUGUGAUUAAUUUCUCCACUGUUUUUGUCUUACCUUAUUUGCCGAACCUACUUUGAGAGUGACCCAAAUAUAGAUAUUAGUAGAAUAUGUCACAUAUUAUUUCUAACAAUAGUGAUCAGUCUGUUUGUCCAAUGCGACAAAAAUAAUUCUGAGAAUUUGUGUGUGUAUCAUUUCUGUUUAAGUGCUGUUUUUUUUUCCUGUAAGAUGGAAGCCAAAGAUGUUUUUCAGUCUGAUUGUCCGUAUCAAACUGAGGCCUCCAUAUUUCAAGUGAAUAAACAACCCAGAUGUGGGCCACUGGAAACCAAAAGUACAGCUUUUGAUCCUGGUUAAUAACAAUAUCAGAACCACAAUGAUAUAGUUCGAUUAUCCAGAUCAGCGGCAGUGAGUUUUCACUUACAUGGAUUUCCAUUACAGCAAAAUCCUGGUCUACUGGGGGCUUAUCAUGGAAAACAUUUAUCAAUGCCAUACCUCUGUGUCAGAAAGUCUUCUCUGUAUUUGUGCACUUCCUUCUGUCUCCUGUUAACCCCCUUUCAGCUCUUUGGGGAGUGUUUUUGAUUGAUUUGUAGGUUGUAAACCAUCCUCUUGGGCCUUGGGGGAAUCCCUGGAUAUGGAUAGCUUUCCCCCUCUUGAGAAUACAUUGGCAGAAGAUUUUUCUUCUCUUCAGUUGGUAACCAACAGCUGAAAAUCCCUAGAAGCUUGAGUACCCUGCCCAAGUUUUUUUUUCUACUUCCACCAAGUGUGCAAAAGGCCUGCAGCCCAAGAAGAAGCCGAGGAUUUUUUUUUUCAACUCGUCACCCCUUUGUUCCCCUUCUUUUUGCUUCACCAGUCUAAACAUUUUUGAAAGCAUUUUUCUUUUUCUUCUCUGGCUGUUUAUGCACCAUUUUUCUUUGGUUAAACCAAUUAGAAUAAAAAAAAAAAAGAGUAGUAAUAAAAGAAAAAAAAAGAAAGCCCCAAAGGACUCGAUUGCAUCCACCAGCUGUAAUGCUUAGCAGUCUUGGCGGAGAUAAAGAUGUCUCAGAGAGCCUCAGAAAAGGGAUGUCAUAGGAAGACAAGUGUCUCUGGGCGACCCACCCCCCUUUUCCUCUUAUCUCACGGAUCAAGUGUUCCUUCAGGACUCUAAACCACAACGGAGACAUCCUACCAGUGCUGCAUUCACGAGGGAGACAACUUCUCAGCCACCUCAGGUAAAGGUGAUGAAGUUAUGAUUGGCAGAUAGACGAAAUGAAAAGAAUAUUUAUUCUGGCUUUGGCUGUUUUAUGCAAGAUUUCCAUGAAUACAUUUCCUAAUCUAAUUCUCAUCACUGUUUGGUUAGUCAUAAGUUUAUGUUCUUGUUUUAGGUCUUGCUAUUUUGUCCUUAUUUAUCUUCCAAAUAUUUAGUGAGACAUUCUCUUGUAUUGUGGUUUUUAAUCCUUAAAGGAACCCUGUAUGAAGAUUACUCCACAUAAAGAUAAAAAAUAAAACUCGUUCACCUUCACUUUUGCCCCUUUGCAGUUGCAUGUUCUUGUUCCAGAGCACAGCGUGUUUGUGCUACCCAACGAGGUUACAAAGGACAGACUUUUUUUUUUUUUUGACUUAUUGAUUGACUCAAAUUAAACAAGAUACAACACAUAUUUUACAUAUCACAAAAGGGUGCAAAAAACACAUUUAAAAAAAAAUGUUACAGUCAGCAUUAAUGGUAAAAACGAGCACAUAUUUGCUCGAGCGUGUAGACAUGCCAGGACCAGCCUCUGCAAUUCCCUCAACUCCACUCAGGAUCUAAUCCACACCUUCAAUUUUACAGUAGUGUAAAGGACAUACAUUUACGUUCACAGCGUUUAGGGCAAACUGGUUCAAAGUGUCACAAGAUCCAAGUCGGAAGUGCAUGGCUGACUUCUCUUUUUUUGACCAGCAGCACAGAAUAUGGCACAUUGUGUCCACAACAAUACAUGACAAACUUCAAAAACUUCCCUGUUGCGUGAAGCCUCACAGGAUCUUGACUGCAGCGUGAAGCGUUUGUGUAAUUCAUUUAGUUUCUUUAGGUCAUGCCUUGUGUUUGCUCUACCUGGGUGGCAUGUGAGGAGUUAUGAUAACAGAGGAGUUGUAUUUGCCGUUUCUGAUGUGUUGUUGUGUUUGUAUGGUCAGGGAGAGUCCUGUUGGCCCUGAAGAGAACCAGCUGCUGGAUUUGAAGACCAAACCCUCCGCCACUGAAGACGCAUACCAGCAUUACUAUGACCAACAAUGGAGAUGACUGCUACUUCUUCUACUAUUCCACCUGUACCAAAGUAAGCUAAGUUAGGCUACUGAGCCCACUCACACUUUACAGUGAACCCAGUUGGGAAACUUCAGUUAAAGAGCAAAGCCUGACUGCGUUUGACUUCCCCUGCAGGGAGACAGCUGCCCCUUCAGACACUGUGAGGCAGCUAUGGGCAACGAGAUCGUUUGUAACCUCUGGCAAGAGGGACGCUGCUUCCGUACUGUCUGCAAGUUUCGCCACAUGGAGAUCACAGUAAGCUGCAUUCAGACAUUAGAUGAUCCCCCAAAAAACCCUGAAAAAGAUCCCCUUCAAGCUUUGCCCAUUGGAGGCUGUUGAUGUCUUUAAUGGCCAUUACCGGAGGGUAGAUAAUGUCUCCCUGUAGACCUGGGUCAGAAUCUCCACCUCUGCCUCUGGAUCUGCUGGGAGGAACACUUAAGUGCUCUCUCGACUCAAUAUGUCACAUUGAAAUGAAAUCACUGCAGCUAAGAAUUAGACUUGGAAUGCCUGCUGGUUGUAAUCACCUCACCAAGCUUGUUUUCCCUCUAAUGUUAUAUCCAUACAUAUCAAGAUGUUUCUAAAUAUAUCUAUAUGUUUUCCUCCUUGUUUUCAUUUCGACACACCUUGUCCACAGCAGGGGUGUUUGUGAAUAUUUCUCUGUUCAAGAAGCACUUAAUAAUUAUUUAUUCUGGUAACAUUUUUGGUGAAACAAUUACUCAGACGGUGUUAAAAGAGGAAUAGAUCCUGAAAUUCGCACUUGUCCUUUUCUUCCUCACUGUCAGAUUUGCUGUUUUAGUUCAAGUGUUUGUUUGCUUGGAUGAGUUUGAGAUGUAAUGAGCCGGUCUCCUCUCUGCGUGCUUUUACAUGUGUGUUUUCCUUCUUUUUCAAACAGAAAAACCGAAAGGAGAUCCCUUGCUAUUGGGAGAACCAGAUGGGCGGAUGCCAGAAGCCACACUGUGCCUUCUUCCACGAGAAACCCCGCUACAUCGACGGCAUGUUUGUCGCACCCAGUAAAUGUAAGCGGGUUUUGUUUGAGGCCUUUAAACCACGACCUAACACCUCGUCUGAGAUGGCACUAACUGGUAAUGCAUUUCUUUCAGCUCAAAUCAACACUGAGGAACAGCCACAGGAAGAACCAGCCCCCCCACCAGCUACUCCUCUCCCUCAGGCUGCAACCAACCCUCAGCUCAGAGGAGUCAUCAAGACCGACAGUCAGGAGCCAGUACCGAGCCCCACACACCCGCCGGUGGUGAUAAAUCCAGCAGAUGAUGAUGAGGAUGAAGAUGGUGAGCUGGCGUUGAUCUCAUAUUGACUUCCUGGUCUCUUUUAGUCCUGGUUCUUAAAGGGGUGUGACUUUGGUCUGUUUCAUUCAUGAGUGUUUGUCUUUUACAGAAGAGGGAGAGGACGGCAAGGUCGGCCCUUCUCCUCGAAAAAUACCCAAAUCAGGUGAGAAUUAGUGCUGAGACUCGUCGAAGCAGAAGGCUUUACCAUUUGUGGCCACAACCGUUCUUGUCUUUUAUCACUCGCUUUAUCUGGUACAUGGCAUGCUCUGUAUUACCAGGCGAUUCGUUGAACUUUGGAGUGAGCACCCUGGAGGAGAUCCGGCUGAGGAAGGCCCUCAAAGCCAGCAUGAAGAGGGCGGGUUACCCCAUCCAGAGUGCCGACACCUCGACCAACGGAGAGAAGGAAAACAUCCGCUCGUCUUGUCUUGUCUUUGAACCAAGACAAGGUAAAAAAAAAAAAAGGGUUGUAAAAAUUCUCUCAACUUCUGCAAGUUUGAAAUUUAGUUAGUCCUUGCAUCCUUCAAGAUUCUCCUUUUUUACUCAGUGAAGUCAAUAUCAGGAGCAUGACAAUGAAGAUAAUGAUUGUAGAUCGUUAAAAUCAAGACGGGGAAAGUGAGGUGAGCAAAGUGAACUUGGACCAAAAACUUAAAAACAAGGCAACAGCAGGAAAAUGUGAACAGGUGGAAGUGGUGACAGGAGAGAACUAAACUCACAGGGCUGCACAAGGACUCUGGGAAUAGAGAAGAUUGAUGGACAGUCUCCCAGAGCCCCAAGUGCUGUCUUGAAAUUUUCUCUCAAUCGGAAACACUCGACAGUUUUCGUCAUGAUUGAUAAAAGCAGCAAAUGCUUGUUUUAAAAUAGGUGCAGGAACCAAAAAAUUGCAAUUAACUGAAGACAUAAAAGGCCUGAAACAAACAUUGUAGUCGACUCGACAGUUUUUCUCAAUCUGUAAAUUGCUGCUUGGAUUGAACGAGUGCAAAUCCAGUGUUGCUGUUUUAGUAUGUGAUUGCAAUGCUUGGGCUAUUACAACUUGAGAGGAAACAUGUUUUACCGGUCUUAAUAAAAGCUUUUUCUCUGUCCCUUUUUUUUUUUAUUUUUUAUUUUUUAACCUAGACCCACUUUUCCUUGACGAAACUGUGAGACCAAGAAGCAGUUUGUCUGACAGGCUCGGGAGGAAGAUGAACAACACAGGUACAAUUUUCACUCUUGUGUCACCCGAUCACCAGAUUUCUCUUUGAUAAAGUGAUUCUAAGAAAGGAGACCGAUGAAUUCAUGAAUCGUCUUUGAUGUAGAUGGGAGACAGGCAGAAGGCGUCCCACUGAAAAGGAGUCUUGCCGAGCGUCUGGGCCGAGUUGUGGAAGGUGAUUCCUCGAUGCCCCCUCAGAAAGGUGAGAAUUGAUGAAAAGAAGCUCACUCUCUGGUGCUUAGAUAAGAAAUGACAGUUGUGCCUCUGACAUGUGAAUAUGAAGUAACUGUUUUGGUGGUGCUGACUUGUUUUUUUGUGUCUGCAGCAAUGAAGCCCAUAAGGGAGCGACUUGGAUUGUCCGCUGGUUCUGUUUCACCUUCUCAACAAGGUAAGAAGCCAGGUGAACAUCAGAGGUCAACGUCAUACUUUGGUUUGUUUGAGACAAAUGAAUCAUGCUCCUUGUUUAUUGUUUCUGCCUGUCCUUUCCUACAGAUGAGACCACCACUGAGCCCACAACGGCUCCUGAGCAGAUUCAAAUCAAAACCCUGGAGCAGAUCAGACAAGAGAAGGCGGCAAAAUCCCAGAACCAGAAAGAUGGCCCUCCAGCUGCGGCUCCAGAACCCAACAUCACAAAAGCCAUCAACAAUAAAACUCGAGGUGUCAAGCGAGCCAUCACGGUCAAAGACGACUCCAUCAGCGGUAUCAAGACCUUCUCUGAGAUCCUCCGGGCCAAGAAGAAAAGGCAGGAGGAGGAAGAGGAGGAGGAGCAGCAGAAUCGCAGCCCCAAGAAGGCCAAGCAGCCUGCAGAGAAGGCUGCAGGCAAGAACCAGGGGACAGCCGGACCUGAGAGUCCAGCUGCGGGGGAAGUUCGAGUGAAGACCCUGGAGGAGAUCCGCAGAGAGAAGGCAGCGAGGAUGCAAGCUCAGCAGGCGGAGACUGAAAACAAGAAGAGCUCUGACAGUGAGGAGAACACCGAGGCGAAGAAGCCUGGCCUGCUGCGCCUAAAGAAACCUGUUCCUCAAAGUAAGACACCACCUCAUAACCUUUUGAACAAAAGCCAUGUUCCUCAUUCUUCUACCAAGCAUAUUUAUGUUUUUGAUAUGAUCUCUGCAGGCACCACCCCUCCAGAGAAGACCCCUGCAGUCCCAGAGAAGCCUCUGAAGCCUGCAGCUGCUGCUCUUAAGGUAAGGUUUCUAAAGACUCUGCAGUAUUGGCAGUCUGUCCCGUCAUCCCCCGUCUCAUUGGACUUUUGUGGACUGAUGUACUUCCUGUCUUUUUGCAGACCGGUGCUGCCAAUGGGAACAACGUCAAGGUGAAGACCUUUGAAGAGAUCAUGCGGGAGAAACAACUUCGCAAGCAGGAGAUGGAGGAGCAGGCCAAAAACUCAGCCGAAGCAGAACCUUCCCAGAAACAGACCCCUGAGGAACCCCUGAAGAGGAAACCCGUCAGUCUUAAAUCACCGGGCUCUUCAUCACCGUCCUCCACCACUCAAGCCCCCGACACCACCAACACCAGCCCCAGGCUUCCUGUCCGUAAGCUGGCCCCGCUGAGAUCCAAGGCGGCUUCUCCUUCAAACAGCACAACCGCUGCAAGAGGAGCCACAGUUCCCUCAGUCCCUGUGACAUCGAGUUCUCCUCCACAAGAGCCCGAGUCCAGCUCCAAGGAGGUCCCGGACAACACUAAGACCCCAGUCACACUGUCACCAGCCAAACAAACUAGAGCAGCGCCCAGAGGUCCUGCUGCAGAAACCCCUGCUGCUGAUAAAACACUGAAGAGUAAGCAGAAGACGACCCCAGAAAAAACUGCAGACACCAGAGGUAUGACAGCUAGAACUGAGUCAGACAUGUCUUCAAUUUGAAGCUCACGUUUCGACUUGUAAACACUCCUGUUACAGUCGCAGAGUUAAGGAAAACUUCAUCACACACGCCUGUUCGACCUGCUUUUGAAGGCUCUCUGCAUGAAAAGAAAUCUUGUGGAAGUGUACGUUAUGUUCAAUGUCAUUAAACCCUUUUUUUUCUCUUUCAGUGAGGCCCAAACUGAACGUGAAGCCGUCCGUGGUGAAACCUGCUGUGCAGGUAAAACCGGGCCAGAAGAGGAAAGCUGCGGAGCGCUCUGCUGUGGCUGCUGUUAAACCUCUGAACAGCGCCUCCAAUGUGAAAGAAGAGCCGCUGAAGGAGACCACAUGCAGAGACGGACAGGUGGGUCUGCAUGUUUACGUCGUGUCCGUCUGCAACCGCUUUGAGUCCUCUCUACUGCAUGUCUGCUUUUUCUGAAGUUUCCCAUUCUUUUUCUAGGUUUAAUUGGGGAAAAAAACCCUUUGUGGUUUUAGAUCAUGUAGAUUUUGUGGUUUAACUUCUAUCCAAAGCGGUUACAGGUUGACUAAAGCGUCUGCUGCCCCUGGUGACUUUAACCUUCCGAGUCCCUCAUAAAAACUUCCUUUAGAGUCCCUCGUGGCUGAAAAAAGCCCCUACUUUUGACUGCUGUAAAAUCACAUUGGAUUAUCAUGUUUUUCCGAUUUCUUUUCGUACAUCUCUUAUUUUACUUCUGCCCUGUUCAAAACUAGCAAAUGUUUCAUUGAAAACAAAAAUUCUAACCCUUUAAGGGCCCAUUUAAGACAUACAGUCACUAAUACAGCAAAAAAUGGAAGGAAAAUGACCUAUGUUUAUUAUAAAACAUAAUCAGAAGUUGGUGACUUUUUACAUGGUGCAUAGUCUUGUGCAUGUGGAGGAUUAGAAACAGCAGAAUGUUUGGUACAGUUUUGUGUAACAUCAGAUUUUCAUAAAAACUGCAUUGAUGAAGUGAUUCUAUAAGUGCAUUCUCUUUCACAAACAGCAGGUGGUAGUCAUGUGCGAGACAGAAUUUAGUGUGUCUGUGUUUGUGUGUGUGUGUGUGUGCCUGCAUGCAUGAGAGAGAUGGGUGAGACUGACCCUGCACUGACCUGGCCAAAAAACAAAACAAUGCUCUCAGAACUACAGUCUAAAACAACAGGAGCAUAAACAACUCCAGACAAGUUGUUUAUGCACCUGCUGUCUGGCCUUUUGAUCUCCGUGGGCUCCACCCACGGCCUCACCCCAGCACCUUACAACUUGAAGAUUAUCAUGAUCAUUUUCUCGUGGGAAGAGCCCGAGAAACACCAUGAAGAGACGCUUAAGCAAAGUAGAGGCCCUUGAAAUGGUCCUGGAGUCCGACGACAUGGAGUCCAACGACAUGAAGUCCGACAACAUGGAGUCCGACGACAUGGAAUCUGACCCCGGCGUAGAUCCAUUGUCUUCUGAUUCAGAAGCCAUCACCUCAGCUUCCGAAUCGGAUCCCGAUUUUUUCCCGCUGCCCUCGUCUUCUUCUUCUUCUUCUUCACCUUCCUCGGAAACAGAGGAGGAGACAGAGACUACGCUUGACCGCUCUGGAUGGAAGGGGAAAAAUGGACAAGUUUGGUCUCCCUCCCACAUGGAGACAAUUUGCAAUCCACCUGCAAUGGCCACAAGGAAAGCGGAACCGACCUACUACGCCAUCGUGAGGAGCCAUAGUAUAGAGUCGACAUUUGACCUCUUUUUCACGCCAGACGUGAUUGACCUUGUGGUUAAAUACUCUAAUCUUCAUGGAGGCCGCACUCAAAAGGGUUGGAAAAAAUUGGACACCUGCGAAUUUCGGGCUUUUCUGGGGCUCCUGAUUUUUGCAGGCCUUUUUCGUUCAAGAGGAGAAACAACUUUCUCCCUGUGGGAGGGAAUGCAUGGUCGAGCUAUUUUUAGAGCAACCAUGUCGCGAAAGAGGUUCCACCAGAUAUUACGUGCAGUGAAAUUUGAUGACGAGACGGAACGCCAGGCCCAAUUCAAGAAUGACAAACUGGCCCCCAUCAGAUCCCUGUGGGAUAUGUGGAGACAACGCCUCCCUCUUCUGUUCAAUCCCGGCUCAGAAAUCACAAUUGAUGAACAAAUGGUUCCUUUUAAAGGGAGAUGCAGAUUUAAGCAAUAUAUGCCUAAGAAACCAGCAAAAUAUGGGAUAAAGAUCUGGACGGCUGCAGAUGUCUCCACGUCUUAUGCUUGGAAGGUCUCCAUUUACACGGGUAAGAGUGAAGCCGGGAGAGAGUUUGGCCAAGCGAGACGGGUGGUUUUGGAUUUGCUGGAGGAUAUUACUGGGAUCACAGUGACCUGUGAUAACUUCUUCACAUCUUACCAACUCGGCCAGGAGCUGCUGAAGAAAAAAAUCACCAUGGUCGGGACAAUCAGGAAAAACAAACCUGAGCUCCCACCCCAACUCCUGAGUGUAAAAGACCGAGACAUCCUCUCCUCCGUCUUUGCGUUCACCAGCAACACAACAGCGGUCAGCUACAUGCCUAAGAAGGGGAAGAAUGUGCUCCUCAUAAGCACGAAGCACAGACAGCCAGCAGUAGAAGAGGGCCCAAAGAAGAAACCCACAAUCAUCAUGGACUACAAUCACUGCAAGGGAGCUGUAGAUACUCUGGACCAGGUAUGUUUCUUUUUUGUUUUUUUUCUUUCAAUUAGUUGUAAGAGAUGAAUUUAGAAGAUGUAUUUUUUGUUCUGACAAUAUUUGCAUGAUUAUUUUCACUGUCAUGUGAGGCUUUAGAGCAAAGUAUAUUUAGUUCGUGUUAUUUUAUCUUUACAGCUCGUCCACAACUUCAGCUGCCAGAGGAGAAGUAGGCGGUGGCCACUGACUUUGUUUUACAAUAUGCUGGACAUUUCAGCUUACAAUGCUUACGUCAUCUUCACCAAUGUGGAUCCCUCCUGGAACAAGGGAAAGCGAGUCCGGAGGAGGCUGUUCCUUCAGGACCUGGCACUUGCUUUGACGACCCCCGCGAUAAUGAGGAGACGAACCCUGCCUCGUUCAUCUCAAUCUUCUGCACUUGUGAAAGAGAUGCAGUCUACUGCACAUGGCUCUGUCGCUUUCAAAGCAGAGUCCAAAGAAGAAGAGCUACUACCCCCCAACCUCCCUGCAGGGAAGAGGAGAACAUGCAAGAUGUGCAAAAACAGAACCAUCAACACUUGUGUGAGCUGUGGGUGUCCCAUCUGCAGAGGACACAGCGCAAUCUCCUGCCUGUCCUGCAUCCAGAAAUGAACACACACACAUGGUAACACGCACAUUCUUGCUCUAUCGUCUCUCUUUUCAUCUCCUCAUCUCCUCCUCAUCCUCACAGCCAAAAGGUAGCUGUUGUUCUGCUUAACCCCUUGCAACAUUGAAUUUUUGAAACUUUGGUCUUGUUUUUAUUUCAUUGCAUUUUGAGCAAAAAUAUCGAUGUGAUCAAAUGUUACAGUGGUUAGAACUUUGUUUAUGAAAGCAAGCACACACACACACACCACUUGCUGCCACUUGUGGGCGGCAGUAGCUCAGGAGGUAGAGCGGUCGUCCAAUAACUGGAAAGUUGGCGGUUCGAUUCCCUCCUAUCCCAAGUCUGUCCGUUGUGUCCUUGGGCAAGACACUUAACCCACCUUGCUCCCAGUGUGCGUCCUCCACUGGUGUAUGAUUGUGAGUGUUGUGUGGUGGUGGUCGGAGAGGCCGCAGGCGCAGAAUGGCAGCCACGUUUCCGUCAGUCUGCCCCAGGGCAGCUGUGACUACUAAGGUAGUUUACCACCACCAAAAAAAAGUGUGACUGUGUGAGCGAAUGAAUGAUGUAUCCAAUGUACAACGCUUUGAGGGUCUCUGAUAAAGCGCUAUAUGAAAUCUGAUGCGUUACUUGCUACAUUUUAAUUUUUGCUAUAUUAGUGACUUUAUGUCUUAAAUGGGCCCUCUAAGGGUUAAUUUUUUUAUUUUCAAUGAAACAUUUGCUACUUUUGAACAGGGCAGAGUAGGGCUGGGCGAUAUGGGAAACAGUUUAUCGCGAUAUGUUUUUUCACAUCAGUUCAUAUUGAUAUAUAUCAGAUAUGAGAAAUGAAAUUUAACAGUGCUUAUUAGUAGCAUGUCUUUUGCAAUACAAUAAGCUACAGCAUCUGUGAGGUCUUUGUGUCUCUUCAAUGUUUUUUCGUGAGGCGUUGCGCUAGCGAAAGCAGCCUGAAUGGUCGGCUGUUUCAGCUGCACAGGCGCCAUGGGCUCCUUGCUUUGCUCGGGGUUUGUAAGCUUUUGCAUUGUACGUGCUCUGCUUCAGUGCUGUUGGCUUCACGUGUUGAAGUGCUAUGGUUGCAUGUUGCUACUGCCUGCUACUACGUGGCUGUUUGCUACUUGUUUCUCAUUCAGCACAUGAUUGGUUUAGCAUGAAACUCCCCUUUUCAUCGGCCGUUUGCAUAGUCUACCAAAACAUGGCAGAACGCAGACUAUUGAAAAGCAUAUUGACCAUGUUUCAUAUCGAUAUUGAGGGAAUUUAAUUUUCGAUAUACAUUGUUAUCGUUUUAUCCCCCAGCCUUAGGGCAGAAGUAAAAUAAGAGGUGUAUAAAAAGAAAUAGGAAAAAAAUAUUUAUCCAAUAUGAUUUUACAUCAGUCAAAAGUAGUGGCUUUUUUCGGCCCCGAGGGACUCUAAAGGGGUAAAAAAAGGGGUCCUAGGUGUAUUAUUGAUCUGGUGAAAAUGUUGAAUUCAUGUUUUCAAAUCGUAUGUCAAAUUAAGCAUCUGUGCAAAAAAAUUUAUCCCAUUUGCUGCAGUAAAAAAGAAGUUCUAUUCAGAUGAGUCUCUAGAUUUUUCCUCAAAUGGCUUUUUUCCGCAGGUCUUCCCGUCCUCCAGUGCAGAGGCCCUGCUUAGCUCAACUGUUCCCAGCGGUCCCAGCACCCUCCUGGACUCCGGCUGCAGCUCCAGCCCUCUGAGAGAAGACCCCCAGACUGUCCCUGUUUUCAAACAGAAUCUGAGUGAAGAAACCAAAUCCACCAUCAGCGUCCCUGCUGCGAGAGAGACCUGCGCAGUCCCACAAAGGUAAAGAUCCACAGAGAAACCAAAAGUCGUCCUCAAAGUUCAAACUUAAACUGCUGUUUUUACAAUGAAGGCAUAAAUGAAGGUCUUUGGCAGUUUUGGUGUUUUUUAGACAGAACUUGACCGUACUUUGAUAAGAAGUUGGUGACACAUACCUAACUUUUAUUCAACUGAUAGGAAGUGGUUUAGAUUUUCGAUAGAGGAUUCUCAUCUGUCCAUACAUGCAUAAUAAUUCAUGGACUUGUAUACAUUUCAGCCCGGUCCUCAAGACUCCCCCUCCGCCCAAGUCCAGAAGAUUGAGUGCAGCAGCGUCCCGCGCGGCCUCCACCUCCAGCAUCGCGGUCUCCACGUCCGCUGUGGAUGACUUCGAGGACCUGAUCAGCGAGUUCACCGAUGAACAUCUAGAGGAAGACAUGGACCCCGCUAUUGGAGAGGACGACCUGCUGCAAGAGCUGUCGGAGAUGAUUGACAGCUGAGGAGUCUGCCGAGUACAAAUAACCCCCCCCCUUACGAACACAUCAUGUCUUUGUAUUUUUGAAAAGACUUUGUUUCAUUUCAGUUUUUAAACACAUUUUAGGUUUAUGUUUGUCACGUUAGUCUUCUCUCCUUUUCAUUUCCUUCUCAUGUGAUCAUCUGGCUGAGUUUUCCUGCAGGGCUUACAUUUUUCAUGUCUGUUCAUGAUCGUUUCAAACUUAUCAGGUUCUGAAAAAAUAAAGUUUAAAAGAAAAACCUUAACGGUGACAGAUAUUUGUAAGGAAAUCCUCAGUCUGAAGAUGUUUGAGGAUGAUGGUCAUGUUGUUAUAGGGAGAAGUUAAAUCUGUAUACUGUGUAUGCAAUGGGAAAGAAUGAGUUGUGUAGAAAGAAUGCACUAUUGGUAACCUGUCCUCACCUGUUUGUGUUUUUGGUGUGUCAGUGAUUGGAUUAGUCGGCUGUUCCCCAGAUUAUGACCUUUAAAUGUGUGAUUUUUACUUUUGUUUUCGGUCCCGUGUUCAAAACUCAGGUCUGACCCUGAGAGAAAGUUGAGAUAAUUUUCCAAAGUUCAUAAGCAGUUUUACAUUCAGGACACUUUGUUCAAUCAAGUGGACACGUUUUCCACCUCUGCCUCUGACUGUCCUUUCUGGUUUUUAAGAUCUUUGAAACGUGUUUUUUUUUUAAUGGAUUUAUGUUGAGAGCGCAAACUCUGAAACAACCAGUCUUGUCUUUGUUACCGUACACCUCAGGGACUGUUUUCUGAUCUUUCACACAAACACUGGUCUUACAAGUCAACCAUGCUGUCUUCAGUUGGCCUUUUCUAUUCAAUGUGAUGUUGGUUUAUACGUGUCUUCUGAGGAAAGAUCAGCUUGUUUUUUGGUCUUGAUGUUUAUUCUGUCCCCACUCUUUCCCAGAAUCUUACUGUUUAAAGUGAAUUGUACAGAUGAUGUGUAAAUAAAGAGUACUUUUAAUGACCUGCA